CGAGCGCGUUGGAAGUGUCGGAGAGAGAGAGAGGAGAUUGCGGCAAAAGUAGAUUAUAUUUGUCUAUAUUUAUUUGGUUAGUAAAAUAGCCGAGAGUCUCUAGCGAAAUGGAUUUGCGAGUGGGCUUUGGUGACAAGCUGAAAUUGGGUGCCAAGGUCCUUGGCCAUAAGGUUGUUCAGUACAGGCUGGGGACGGGUCAUACCAAAGAGCUAGAAACCAAAUAUGGCCAACUGAAGGGUCAGCAGCGUAAGACAAUCUACGAUGGCGAAAUCUACUUCUCCUUCGAGGGCAUCCCCUUUGCCCAGCCUCCUGUGGGUGAACUGCGUUUUCGCGCUCCUCGACCUCCCAGCUCUUGGCAGGGGGUAAGGGAUUGCACUUAUGCGAGGGACAAACCCAUGCAGAGAAACUCCAUUACCAACACUGCUGAGGGCUCUGAGGAUUGCUUAUACCUCAAUGUCUAUGCCAAGAAACUGGACACACCAAAGACACUCCCUGUUAUGGUUUGGAUAUAUGGCGGAGGCUUUCAAAUAGGUGGAGCCUCGAGAGAGCUCUAUGGUCCGGAUUACUUCAUGAAACACGAUGUCCUUCUGGUGACCAUCAACUAUCGUGUAGGUGCCUUGGGUUUUCUAAGUCUUAAGGACGAGACUCUCAAGAUUCCCGGCAAUGCCGGCCUGAAGGAUCAAAUCCAAGCACUACGUUGGGUCAAAGAAAACAUAGCCAGUUUUAAUGGCGAUCCCGAGAAUAUAACCGUGUUUGGCGAAUCAGCUGGCGGAGCCUCCACCCACAUCCUCAUGCAAACGGAGCAGGCCAGAGGACUCUUCCACCGAGCCAUUGUGCAAUCUGGUUCGGCCUUAUGUGCCUGGGCCACGCAACCGGAUCGAAAAUGGCCCCAAAGAUUGGGCAAGGAACUUGGCUAUGCCGGUAAUUUGGAAAGCGAAAAAGAACUGCUGGAGUUUUUCCAGCAGAUUCCAGCUAGCAAGCUGGCCAUCUACUGCAAUGCCAUAGUGACGCAAGAGGAGCAACGCGACUAUGAGAUUCUGGCCUUUGCCCCGGUAAUCGAACCAUAUGUUGGCGAAGAUUGCGUCAUACCAAAGACCCAGCAGGAGCAGUUGUCCAGCGCCUGGGGAAAUCAGAUUCCCCUAAUCAUUGGUGGCAACUCUUUCGAAGGACUCUUCUCGUAUAGGACCACAUUGGAUGAUCCACUUUAUAUGCUGAGUGCCUUUGAGGCUCUGAUUCCCAAACAGGUUCGUGAUGCCAUCGACAAGGAUGAGUUGGCGGAGAUGGUGAGGCGGUUGAAGAAGUCCUACUUCGAUGAUCCUGACAGAGCUAGCAUGGAGCUCUUCGAGUGUCUUCACAUUCUCAGCAUCAAGAACUUCUGGCACGAUAUCCAUCGCACCUUGCUCGCCCGUCAGGCCUAUGCGGCCAGCUCAUCCACUUAUGUCUAUCGAUUCGACAUGGAUUCCCCUCACUUUAAUCACUAUAGGAUACUAAAGUGCGGCAGGAAGGUCAGGGGAGUGUGCCAUGCAGAUGAUCUCUCCUACUUGUUCUAUGGAGUUCUUUCCAGUAAAUUGGAUAAGGCCACUCCGGAAUACAAGACCAUUGAACGCUUGGUUGCCAUGUGGACGUCCUUUGCCAUCACCGGAGACCCCAAUUGCGAGACUAUAGCUCCGGUGAAGUGGGAUCCACUGCGUCCAGGUGGCCUGGAAAACUGCCUUAACAUUGCCGAUGGCUUGGAGUUCAUCCCGUUGCCAGAGAGCAAACAGUUCGUUGUCUGGGAUAGUUUCUAUACCAGAGAGAGUCUUUACUGAGGAAAUUUAACUGUAACUUUAAUGUAUGUCUUGGGAAAUUAAUCAAGCCUUAAAAAGUGUCUUAAUUUAGCAAUUAAUCAAGCAACAAGUUCAAUAUUUUCUUUUCUUCCAUCAAUGUAAUCUUGCCUUUUGUAUUUUCACUUAUAGCUUCUAAAGGAAAAUAGAUACUUGUGAAUUUAUUAGCUUUAAAAUGCAUAUACUUAAUAGGUAAAUCUCCAAUAAAAUUGUAAA
Drosophila eugracilis is the source of this 2039-nucleotide messenger RNA. RefSeq names its product esterase B1. Bases 108 to 1808 code for a protein of 566 amino acids. The transcript is spliced from 2 exons. Lineage: Eukaryota; Metazoa; Arthropoda; Insecta; Diptera; Drosophilidae. The record is from RefSeq and is a predicted model, not a curated record.